AUAAUGUCACACAUUCGGUUGUAUUGCCUGUCAGUCAUCGUGUGUUUCAUUAAAUAUAGACCUAUAUAUCUACAUGUUUAAAUAUACUGUUUGGUUUUAAGGACUUGAUUUUAUUCUUUGCUUUUGACAGACACUAUUACAAAAAAAUGGAAGGUUUAGAAUUUGUAGAGCCAAGUAAACUUUAUAAUAUUCUUCAACAAGCAACUGUCUUUUCAUGUUUGAGUGAUCCAAAUUAUUUAUUGUUGAUUGAUGCUAGAGACAAAGACAACUAUAAUGAAAGCCAUGUGAUCACAGCCAAGAGAGCAAUAAAGAGUGAAAAUGAUGAAUUCAUUGUUCCGUAUGAUGCAGAGCUGGAGUGCAAAGAGAAUAUUAUAGUUUAUGACAGUAAUACAGCUUCACUGAAAGACCAAGGUCCAGCGGUGAAUUGUGGCUCACUCUUGUGGGACAUGGGAAGUCGUAACACUGUGAAGAUUUUAAAGGGUGGUUAUGAAAUAUUCUCUGCAUUAUAUCCUUUCCUCCGAACUCAAAAAGUGUUAUUUAUGCCUCGGGAAAUGGAUGACUUCAAACCAUUUCCAAUAGAAAUAAUCCCUGGCUUUCUGUAUCUUGGCAACUGGGGACAGGCGAACACUGCGUACAUCCAAAAAGACUUGAAGAUAAAAAAUCACAUCAACUGCUGUGUGGAGCUGGAGACUUUUUUUCCUGAAUCUGGACCUCAGCUUCUUCACAUUCAGGUGGAGGAUCGAAAUGAUGCAGACAUUUUAAGCCAUUUUGCAACUGCGUGUGCUUUUCUAGACACGAAGAACAGUGAGAACACGGCAGUGUUAGUCUUCUCAUGUCUGGGCAUUAGCCGGAGUGCAACGGUGGUGAUGGCAUAUUUAAUACACAGUUUUAAGUGGACACUUGAGGAAGCUUACAAACAUGUUCUCGACUGCUCCUCUUAUGUCCGGCCAAACCGGGGAUUCAUUAAGCAGCUUGCCCAAUGGGAGGAGGACGUUCUUGGAGAAAGCAAAACUAACGUAGACGAUCCCAAUUUUUAAUAGAGAAGAGAAGACAACUGAUGUUGGAUGGAUAACAUUUGUUAAACGUCUGAGGGAACACCAUGUGAGAUUUAUCAUACAGGUCAUCUGAAUUUGUAAUGCCGGAUACGACUCUUAAACUGUGCGUGUAUUCUGGUGGGGUGAAUAAUAUAUUUAUUUUUUUAGUGAAAAUUUUCAAAAACAUUUACUGAAACAUGAUCUACCCUUGUGAAUAAAUAUAUUAGUAAAAACCUUGCAGCUGUACCAUCAAGUUAAACAUUCUCAGUGAUGUAUGUUAACUAAUGUUCGAAAUACCACAUUAUUAUAGGCAGUUUAAAAGGAAGACAUGAAAAAGUGCUAUCUUCAGCUGAUGUAAUUUUAUUUUGACGUAUGUGAUAAUCUGUAGCUCAGUGCCUUUAAAAUCCAUGUUGAGAUGUUUUUUGUUGAUACAAGUCUUUACUGACUAUUAAGCCUGUUUGCUUUAAAAGGGCUUCAUUAUGACAUUAAAACAUCGUAAAACUGACAGGAUCAAAUAAUUAUUUUCUUAUUAAAUUAAAUUCAUGUGACCUGAGACACAAGGAAAUUAUUAACUGAAAACAAUGGACAGAGCACUCAUCACAUGCCGGAACACUUCCCUAUCAGUAGAUAAUGGAAGAGCAUUCCUUAAUUCAGGGUGACUUACAGAUACCGCAUUAAUCAGUGUUCAAGGUUAAACAUUUUGUGCAGUAACUCAGUUGGAUACAAACAUUUUAAAAUCUGGUAUCCCACCUGACAAUUUAGUAUCCCACUUAAAACUGUAUUGGUUUAAAACAUUUUAUAAUGGCUACUUGCCUUUUCGGUGUAUUUCAGUGAGGAAAUAUUGUUAUGGCGUAGCAUUAGUUAUGAGCUUGAAACAACUGUUACUGAACUUCGCUGGUAAAUGACGACUUUAUUGUUUUAACGAAAAAUAAAAAUUACAAAACAGCAUUAUAUGGUAUCAUGGCGGGAUACUGGGUUCUUGAAGUCCAAAAUUAAAAUCUGCUAUCCCCAGGAUAUCGGGAUACCAUUAAUCUCGAACACUGUUAGUAUGUUCAGGAAAAAGAAAGAAAUGUUUUAUUUAACAAUGCA
This is a messenger RNA of Gigantopelta aegis, 2123 nucleotides long. RefSeq names its product serine/threonine/tyrosine-interacting-like protein 1. The transcript is spliced from 9 exons. The record is from RefSeq and is a predicted model, not a curated record. The coding region runs from base 147 to 1037 and encodes 296 amino acids. Lineage: Eukaryota; Metazoa; Mollusca; Gastropoda; Neomphalida; Peltospiridae. Gene Ontology annotation, biological process: protein dephosphorylation; positive regulation of intrinsic apoptotic signaling pathway; negative regulation of cytoplasmic stress granule assembly. Gene Ontology annotation, molecular function: protein phosphatase inhibitor activity; pseudophosphatase activity; protein tyrosine/serine/threonine phosphatase activity. Gene Ontology annotation, cellular component: mitochondrion.